Messenger RNA from Paramisgurnus dabryanus, 746 nucleotides. RefSeq lists its product as uncharacterized. The record is from RefSeq and is a predicted model, not a curated record. Gene Ontology annotation, molecular function: protein binding. Lineage: Eukaryota; Metazoa; Chordata; Actinopteri; Cypriniformes; Cobitidae.
UAUGACACCUCUUCACCAAGUUAGUACCAGCACGUUUUUAAUGUUGUUUGAUUAUACACUUCAUUGCAUAAUCUGGAUAAUGGAAAUAAUUGUCUUGAUUUUGUUUUACAUGUUUGUCAAAGCAUAAUAUGCAGAAGCAUUCUUUGGAAAAUGAAGAAAGACGUAGAAAGGCUAUACAUGAGAGACAGUUGAGAAUGGCUGAUGUUCCUGAGCCAGCUGAUGUUGUUCCACUCAGAUUUAAGUACCCCAGUGGCAUUACAAGAACAAGAAAAUUUGUUCUGUCUGAAUCCAUUCAGAUAUUAUUUGAUUUUGUCGGAGAAGAUGAUGAUGCUACAGAGUAUUUUCACAUUCAAGAUGCUCUGUCAGUAACAACUCUUAAAAGCAACAUGACUGGAACACUUUUGGGGAACAAUAUCAAUGGUUCAAGAACACUUUACAUCCACUGGAUUCAAAUUGAUGAUUUGGAGUUUGUCCCAGCACUUGAUUCCAACAAUCAAGCUGAAUCUCCCAGUGUCAGCAACCAGUUCUUUCCAAUGCCAGCAACUUCUUUUUCUUUGCCAUCAUCACCUACUUUUUUACCAGAGACGGACAGCUCAUUCUUUCAUGAAGGGACUGACCUUAAAACCAUCUUGAACAGACUUGGGGAAAAGACUGAUCACACUUCGUACCCGGCCAGCAAUCACAUAAACAUAUGCAGGGACUACACUGGCAACGUCCAUAACAUACUAAAGAGUACAGUUCAGUAG